This is a messenger RNA of Loxodonta africana (African savanna elephant), 381 nucleotides long. RefSeq names its product immunoglobulin iota chain-like. NCBI's taxonomy places the organism in Eukaryota, Metazoa, Chordata, Mammalia, Proboscidea, Elephantidae. The record is from RefSeq and is a predicted model, not a curated record. Gene Ontology annotation, biological process: immune response; immunoglobulin production. Bases 1 to 381 code for a protein of 126 amino acids. The transcript is spliced from 3 exons.
AUGUCCUGGGCACCUGUCCUCCUCACGCUGCUUACCCUCUGCACAGGUUGUGGAUCUCAGCCGGUGCUGCACCAGCUGCUGUCGGUGUUCUCAUCCCCUGGGACCACAGUUACCCUUGCCUGCACUGUGAGCAAGGACUAUGACAUGGAUAUUCACAAAGUCCACUGGUACCAGCAGAGGCUGGGCCAGGCGCCAAGACGUGGCCAGAACACUUGGUACUCGAGCAUCUCCGAGCUGCAGGCUGAGGAUGAGGCUGUGUACUACUGUGCUAUGGGGCCUCGGCGGAGCAUGGACAAGCAGGUGGAGAAGGAGAAGAGGGAAGACAAGGAGCCUGCUGCUUCAGGGUCUCAGGCCCCCCAGGACACCCUGACCUGGAACUAA